Molecule: messenger RNA, 2013 nt
Organism: Trachemys scripta elegans
Lineage: Eukaryota; Metazoa; Chordata; Testudines; Emydidae
Gene: FOXE1
Product: forkhead box E1
Exons: 1
Coding region: 376-1329 (317 amino acids)
Biological process (GO): regulation of transcription by RNA polymerase II; anatomical structure morphogenesis; cell differentiation
Molecular function (GO): DNA-binding transcription factor activity, RNA polymerase II-specific; RNA polymerase II cis-regulatory region sequence-specific DNA binding
Source: RefSeq, a predicted model, not a curated record
CCCAGGUACGGCAGGCACAGAAGGAGCCGGAGAUCGCGGCUCAGCAGGCGGCAUAAAAGGAGGGAGUCCCGCCCCCACGCCUCCUUUGCCGGGCCGGCGGGGUUACCUGCGCGCCGGGAGCUGCGGCGCCCUCCGCCCCGGGCUCCCUGCCCCGCGGCCAGCCGGGCACAAGUUAAUGGUGAUGGGGGCAGCAGCUCCCGCAGCCCUGGGUCUGGAGUCACCGACCUCACUGCCCCGGGCGGCCCGGAGCCCGAGCCUCCCCCGCGCCCAUCAGCAGUGAGUUCCUGCGCCCCACCGCGCCCCUCCUGGACUGAGUCGCCGGCCUCGGGAGCCCCGGAGCGGAGCUUGCGCGCCAGGGGUAGGGGCCGGCCGGGGAUGACCGCGGAGAGUCAGCAGCCCCUGUGCGGGGCCAGCCGCGCCGAGCCCGGCCUCCUGCUCAUGCCCCUGGUGAAGGCGGAGCCGGGGCCGCCUGAGGCGGGAGCGCGGGGCGCGGGGCGGCGGCGGAAGCGGCCGGUGCAGCGGGGCAAGCCCCCGUACAGCUACAUCGCCCUCAUCGCCAUGGCCAUCGCGCAAGCCCCGGAGCGGCGCCUCACGCUGGGCGGCAUCUACCGCUUCAUCACCGAGCGCUUCGCCUUCUACCGCGACGGGCCGCGCAAGUGGCAGAACAGCAUCCGCCACAACCUGACCCUCAACGACUGCUUCGUCAAGGUGCCGCGGGAGCCGGGCCGCCCGGGCAAGGGCAACUACUGGGCGCUGGACCCGGCGGCCCGCGACAUGUUCGAGAGCGGCAGCUUCCUGCGCCGGAGGAAGCGCUUCAAGCGCAGCGACCUCUCCACCUACCCGGGCCCCGCGCCCGACGGGACCUUCGGGCCGCCCGCCGCCUGCUACCCCGCCGCCCCGCGCCGCCUCUUCGGCCUCGGGGGGCCGCCCGGCGCCCAGCUCGUCCCGCAGCCCGGCCGCCCGCUCAGCCCCGAGCUGGCCCCGGGCACCGCCAGCUCCUGCGCCUUCGGGGGAGCCGCCUACGCCAGCCCGGGCUGCGCCGGGGGCGCCGUCUCCUACCCGUACCCGGGCCCCGGCGCGCCGCUGCCGCUCACCCAGGGGCCCUACCCGCAGGGCAGCGGCCAGCUGUACCCGCCCGGCCGCCUGGCCCUGUCCGCCUCGCCCCCGCUCGGCGGCGACAGCCGGGACUUCUACGGCCGCAUGUCCCCCGGGCCCUGCCCUGCGCUGGCCCACGGCUACGGCCCCGGCGCGCAGCUGGGCGGCCCCGGCGCCUACCUGCGCCCCGCGCCCUACCCCGGCGCCGUGGAGAGGUUCGUCCCGGCCAUGUGAAGGGGCCGGCCCUGGGCUGGCGCUGGAGCGGUCGCCGGAGGGACCGAGCCGCGCCGCCGGGAGUGAGAAGCCGGGAACCGGCCCCAUGGGCUCCAACGGGGUCCCCGCGGGGCCGUGGCUAGCCAGGGGUGGCUCCCGCUGCGCUGUGCAGAGCGGCCGUGCGGGACUCGGGAGGACACCGAGACGGACCUCUGGCAAAGCCCCCGGCCGCGACCCAGGACACGGCGAGUAGUCAGCGUUGUUCCCCUUUGCUUGCGGCCGGAACUGGCUCCAGGACUCGCCCCGCGUGGGGAGCGAUGGGGCGCGGGGGCUGUUCCCCACAUCGCCGGCGCCUCUCUGCCCGCCGGGGCCCUGCGCGGUGCAGGGCAGUACCGGGAACGGAGAGGGCCCGAGCUGCUCCUGCACAAGACCCAAUUCCACAUGAACCAUAAAGUCCUUCUGGCCCGGACUCAUCGGUCCUUGACUCCCGAUACUUCAGAUCCCAAAGACGGGGUGGGGGUGCCCGCAGUUCUGUUCCUAACGGCCUCGGACGUGUCCCCGCAAUAAAUGGCUCUCCCGGCAGCACCGCGUUGGGUUUCCAUCUUUAAAACCAAGAUUUCCAGUUCUCUUCACGGGUCUUAGGCAAAUAGCUUAACCUCCCCAUCCCCUGGCUAAUUCGUGGGCCGCUCCCUCAUUAGUCAUGUG